AUGAGAGGAUCAUCGUAUUCCCAGAAGACCCUGACCGUCAGCGGAGCCAGCAGGACGAGGGUCCAGAGCCCGUCACCCUCCCGAUGCCGUGGAUCUUCCUACAGCCGCGGCCGGGCCGGGUUCCAGGGUCAGGCCGUGGAAGUCGGUACGGAGAUCCAUCAGCACCACGCCAACGAGAAAGAGGAGAUGCAGGAGCUGAACGUGCGCUUCGCCGGCUACAUCGAGAAGGUCCAGGCACUCGAACAGAGAAACGCCGCCCUGAAAGCCGAGCUGGAAAGCCUGCAGGGUCGUUUUAAGGGAGGUCCCGCCGGACUCGGGGAGGAAUACGAACUGAAGUUUAAAGAGAUGAGAGACCUCAUCGAAGCUCUGACUGCAGAAAAAGGUGCGGCCGAUAUCGAGAGAGGUUACAUCGAGGAGGAGGUGGAGGUCUGGAGACUCAAGCUGGAGGAAGAGUUGGCGCUGAAAGAGGAGGCUGAAAUCAUCCUACGAGAGUUCCGUCAGGACGUCGACAACGCCACGCUACAGAAGGCCGACCUGGAGAAACGCAUCGAGCAGCUCGUGGCAGAGAUCGAGUUCCUGAAAAAGCUUCACGACGAGGAGGUCGCCGAUCUCCUCAAGCAGAUCGAGGAGUCCAAGGUAACGGUUGAGCUGGGCUCGGACAGACCCGACUUGGCGGCGUACCUGCGCAACGUGCGCGCCGAGAUCGAAGCCGUGGCCGCCCGCAACGUCCAAGAAGCCGAGAAGUGGUACAAGAGCAAGUUCGACACCCUGAAGGAGCAAGCCAGCAAACACGAGGGCCACAUGAAGACCAUGAAGGAGGAGAUCAACACCUUCCACAACCAGGUGUCAGACCUGCAGAACCAGAUAGACGGUCUGAGAGCGAGGAACGGCGCUCUGGAGCAGCAGCUGGAGGACAUGGAGGAGGCACACCUGGAAAAGGUGUCGGGUCUGGAGGGAAUCAUCGCCCAGCUGGAGACCCAACUGUGUGAGACCAGGGUGGAAAUGGGAAAAUACACAGCAGACUAUCAGGAGCUACUUCAUAUCAAGCUGAAGCUGGACGCUGAGAUCGCCACCUACAGAAAACUGCUGGAAGGUGAAGAGCAGCGACUGGGAAUCUCGGCUGAAGAAGCGAGAACCACGUCUGUGUCUCAUACUGUAGAGACCCACACAGCUCUUCAAAGCUCUGCCUGAGGAUCUGAAGACUCGUCACGCUACGCUACGGUUAACCGGCCGACUGGAAGAAAACUCUCACAAUGUAAUGCAAAG
Paramisgurnus dabryanus is the source of this 1266-nucleotide messenger RNA. It is a transcript of the gene vimr1, whose product is annotated as vimentin. Lineage: Eukaryota; Metazoa; Chordata; Actinopteri; Cypriniformes; Cobitidae. Gene Ontology annotation, biological process: intermediate filament organization. Gene Ontology annotation, cellular component: intermediate filament; cytoplasm. The record is from RefSeq and is a predicted model, not a curated record. Gene Ontology annotation, molecular function: structural constituent of cytoskeleton.